This is a messenger RNA of Erythranthe guttata (spotted monkey flower), 1819 nucleotides long. Its product is annotated as guanosine nucleotide diphosphate dissociation inhibitor 2. Gene Ontology annotation, biological process: vesicle-mediated transport; small GTPase-mediated signal transduction; protein transport. Gene Ontology annotation, cellular component: cytoplasm. Gene Ontology annotation, molecular function: Rab GDP-dissociation inhibitor activity. NCBI's taxonomy places the organism in Eukaryota, Viridiplantae, Streptophyta, Magnoliopsida, Lamiales, Phrymaceae. The record is from RefSeq and is a predicted model, not a curated record.
AUUUAUGAUUUAUGAGUAAAUGUAUUGAGACAGAUAGAUACAUAUAUACAUACAAAGAGCAUCUCAUCCCCCUCUGACCAUCAAGGAGAGAAGAAGAACCCUAGUCAUUUCUCGCGAACUGAUUGAUCUGCGUGGGCAAAUCAAUCUAUCAAUUACUUCAGUUGUCGAUUCAGACAGUUUGAAGUUUCAGCGAAGAUGGAUGAAGAGUACGAUGUGAUUGUGCUGGGUACGGGUCUGAAGGAAUGCAUCCUCAGCGGUCUUCUAUCAGUCGACGGCCUUAAGGUUCUGCAUAUGGAUCGCAAUGACUACUAUGGUGGGGAGUCAACUUCACUCAAUCUUAUUCAGCUGUGGAAGAGGUUUAGAGGAAGUGAUAAGCCUCCUCCUCAAUUGGGUUCAAGCAGAGAUUAUAACGUCGACAUGAUUCCUAAGUAUAUUAUGGCCAAUGGUGCUCUUGUGCGGGUCCUUAUUCAUACUGAUGUCACUAAAUAUUUGUAUUUCAAAGCUGUUGACGGCAGCUUUGUGUACAACAAAGGAAAGAUUCACAAGGUGCCUGCAACUGACAUGGAGGCCCUCAAAUCUCCUCUCAUGGGUAUCUUUGAAAAACGACGUGCGCGGAAAUUCUUCAUCUACGUCCAAGAUUACAAUGAAAGCGAUCCUAAAACACAUGAGGGAAUGAAUUUGACAACAGUUACAACUAGACAACUCAUAGCGAAGUAUGGUCUUGAUGAUAAUACUGUUGACUUUAUCGGUCAUGCAUUGGCUCUCCAGCGAGAUGAUCGUUACUUGGAUGAACCAGCAAUAGACACUGUGAAAAGGAUGAAACUUUAUGCAGAGUCUCUAGCACGUUUUGCUGGAGGAUCACCAUACAUCUACCCUUUGUAUGGCCUUGGGGAGCUUCCUCAGGCAUUUGCUCGUCUUAGUGCCGUGUAUGGUGGGACUUACAUGCUGAAUAAACCUGAAUGCAAGGUAGAGUUCGACGAGGAAGGCAAGGUAUGUGGUGUUACAUCAGAAGGAGAAACAGCCAAGUGCAAAAAAGUUGUAUGCGAUCCUUCCUACCUUUCCAACAAGGUUAGAAAGGUCGGCAAAGUCGCCAGAGCCAUUGUUAUCAUGAGCCACCCAAUUCCGAAUACCAAUGAUUGUCACUCAGCACAAGUUAUCCUACCUCAGAAGCAGUUGGGUCGCAAAUCAGACAUGUAUUUGUUUUGUUGCUCUUAUUCCCACAAUGUUGCUCCCAAAGGGAAAUUUAUUGCGUUUGUCUCGACUGAAGCGGAAACUGAUGACCCGGAGAGUGAACUAAAGCCCGGUAUUGAUCUUCUUGGGCCCGUGGACGAGAUAUUCUUCGAGACCUAUGACCGAUUCGAACCAGUCAACGAGCCUUCUCUGGACAAUUGCUUUAUAUCAGCAAGUUAUGAUGCCACCACUCACUUUGAGUCGACUGUCGUGGAUGUGCUGAAUAUGUAUACCUUGAUCACUGGAAAGGUUCUUGAUCUUAAUGUGGAUCUAAGUGCUGCGAGUGCUGCUGAAGAAUGAGGAGGACUUUGUCGAUUGUUCUUGCACUUGCUUGUGUUUCGUCCUGCUAAAUGUUGUUUUAAGUAUAAACCACUGAUAUAACUUGCCUUUGUAAAAUCGGAGAUUUGAACAAUUAUUACCCGUUUGUUUAUGCUGGAGCUGCUUGACAUUUGUUUAGAUUGUCUUCUGUUGUUCGUUCGAAUUAUUCCCUUGUGUUUUUUUUUUAUCUGUUCUGUUAUAAGUACUGUUGGUUUAGUGUGUAUUAUGAAAAAUUGUAAGAUGAGUGGCAUUGAGUUUUUUUGGGUUGGGU